UCUGUUUGAAUGGUAAAGGCGCCAGCAAAACACACAGAGAGGGAAAAGCACGGGUGGUGUUUUCCAAGAAAAAAUAAAAUAGGCUGUUACGAUCAUAGUCCGUAUAAAAAUAACUAUCUAGAUUUUGAAAGAAACGUCAACCAUUUCCAGGUAAUCACGCGAGACUGGUCGGUUAGAAAGUUAAACGGUUGCUUGAUUUUUCUUUUCUAUAUCGUGAAGAAAUACAUUUUGCCUGACGCCACCGGAGUGACAACGCAGGCCGGUCAUGUCGCAGAAGCAGAUCUACUAUUCUGACAAAUAUGACGACGACAAGUUCGAAUAUAGGCACGUGAUGCUUCCCAAAGAUAUCGCCAGGCGCGUGCCCAAGACCCACCUGAUGUCGGAGACCGAGUGGAGGAACCUGGGGGUGCAACAGAGUCAAGGCUGGGUGCACUACAUGAUCCACGAGCCAGAGCCUCAUAUCCUGUUAUUCAGACGACCCCGGCCACCCAGUGCCUCCCAGUAACAACCCCCCCCCCCCCCCCCCAAAAAAAAGGGAGUGAUGGGCGGGAGCUUCAGGAAGGUGACGGACAGCUGAUACGAGGAAGUCUUCGAGAGGUGGAUUUUUGCGUGGCCGUGACGAGGACGGCGAUCGGCUCCUGUGCGCACCCCGGCGAAGUGAACGCCCCCCGGGUUCCGAACCGAGAUAGCACGAACUUCUUUUCUAUUGCUGCUGCGAGUUUGUUUGUUUGUUUGUUUUUCUUUCAACAUUUUCUCUCUUGUUUUGGGAGCCGGUCGGAUCACAGUACUUGUGCUUGCGCGCCCAAGCCCCUGGCUCGUGUUGCGUACGUUUUUAAUUGCGUCCACUGCCAAGUUUAGUUGAGUAUUUUUUUUCCUUACUGCACCGAAUGGGGAUGUUUUAGAAUGUGGCUUGGUGGUGGGGCGAGGAAGAGACUCUCUGUAAUUUGAGUAAUGCACACUACUUGGUGCAUGUCACUGUAUCGGUAUGAAACAUAUUUCUGUUGUGAGCUAUUUAUUGAUAUCACCUGACCCAGUUCUGGGUUGACCUUGACUUUGAAAAUGGCGCCAAGUCUAGAAGACUCCUUCCUCUACCUGCUGUCAGGCCUUGUUAGGAGGCGGGGCACACAGUCACAUCAACAUGCGGCUGGUAGGGGUUGUGUAUGAGGAGUAUGGCAAGUCAGAGGGGCCAGAAUAGAUGAAACUUGAAAAAUGUGACCAGUGAGAGGUCUAUAAUACUCGACAGGCCAAAGUACAAACCAGUUUGUAAUUAUUUUGUGCACCAGUUCAAAAUGAUGGCUUGAUGCUAAAUGCAAGGUUUAAUGACCCACCACCCAUUUAUAUCUUUCAUUUUUCCAUCUUCUUCUGUAGCAAAUGAUACAAGAUGGCCCAAUCAUUGAGUAGCUAAUGGGUCCACACACCUGGUUUCGAAGGCCUACAUUGGCUGCCAACUGAAAGGAAACUACAAAUCCUGUAGUCCUCAAGGUCUUGAGUUGUGUGCUCACGAUUUAGGUUGAUUUGUGUUUUGCCAGGACAAAUAUUGGAGGCCUCGUUUCUCGUUUGGUCUGUUCGAACUCUUCUGGCCUGCUGUAGAGGCAGGAGGUACUGCACCCUGAUAUUCUGAGGUCUGCUUGAGCCCCCUGCUGGUAAAUCAUGGAAUUGUACUGUGACUGCUUUGCCUUGGAAGUCAGACUUUUUUUUGCUUUUUGAAAUACAUUUUUGCUAAGGGAAUUAUUAUUUUAUUAUUUCCGAUGGCGGGGUCAGUUGGGUGUUGGCCAACUGUCACAUUCACCUUCUGAUCGUUUGGGGUCCACACAAGUCCACAUGCAUGUGGUUUAUACUGUGUGUCCAGAUUGCCUUAAAUGGGGUCAAUAAUGCCUGCAUCACACACAAGGGAAAUACAACGGGCAAACAUUUUCUGCGCUAGGUAGACGUUGCAUGAAGCGAGGCCCUGCUGGACUGUUUAGGAGUAGCCUGGGGUAAUGACAUGUCAUGAAAUUCUCAUUUUAGAUUUUUAACUAACGCACUCAACGUAAUGGAACAAUUCAAGUGACUAACCUGUCGCCUGUGACUCGUCCUUGUUCUCAAAUAAACCAAUAAGAGUGUCAUAAA
Molecule: messenger RNA, 2109 nt
Organism: Anguilla anguilla (European eel)
Lineage: Eukaryota; Metazoa; Chordata; Actinopteri; Anguilliformes; Anguillidae
Product: cyclin-dependent kinases regulatory subunit 1
Exons: 4
Coding region: 266-505 (79 amino acids)
Biological process (GO): regulation of mitotic cell cycle
Cellular component (GO): cyclin-dependent protein kinase holoenzyme complex; SCF ubiquitin ligase complex
Molecular function (GO): histone binding; cyclin-dependent protein serine/threonine kinase activator activity; protein kinase binding
Source: RefSeq, a predicted model, not a curated record